AUGAUCCGCUACGUGCUGGUGGUCAAUCGCACCGGGCAGACGCGCCUUUCGCGCUAUUGCUCCGGCGCAUCGAUGUCCCCGGAGUCGCGCGCCCUCUUUGAGGCCACUCUCGCGCGACUGUGCCUUGGCCGAUCCCAGAGCCAGUGCUCCUUCUUUGAGCACGGCGAGCACCAGGUUGUUUAUCGCCGCUAUGCGUCGCUUUUCUUCAUCAUCGGGACAGACCGUGACGAUAAUGCCCUCGCCAUCCUGGAGCUGAUCCAUCAGUUUGUCAUUUCCCUGGACUCCUUCUUCGGCAACGUCUCCGAGCUCGAUCUGAUGUACCGCAUGGAUAUGGUGUACUCGCUGCUGGAUGAGAUUGUCACCGCGGAUGGGUCGAUUGCUGAGACCUCCCCAGCUGCCAUCGCCGCGCCCCUGAGUCUGGCUCUCGGCGGAAAGGCUGGUCUCUCGGUGACGGACCUACUUGACCCGGCCUUCCAUUGA
This is a messenger RNA of Fonticula alba, 480 nucleotides long. RefSeq lists its product as hypothetical. Gene Ontology annotation, cellular component: intracellular membrane-bounded organelle. Lineage: Eukaryota; Rotosphaerida; Fonticulaceae. Bases 1 to 480 code for a protein of 159 amino acids. The record is from RefSeq and is a predicted model, not a curated record. The transcript is spliced from 5 exons. Gene Ontology annotation, biological process: vesicle-mediated transport; protein transport.